Messenger RNA from Lodderomyces parapsilosis, 3486 nucleotides. RefSeq names its product Msb1p (gene MSB1). The transcript has a single exon. Bases 1 to 3486 code for a protein of 1161 amino acids. Gene Ontology annotation, cellular component: cellular bud tip; cellular bud neck. The record is from RefSeq and is a predicted model, not a curated record. Lineage: Eukaryota; Fungi; Ascomycota; Pichiomycetes; Serinales; Debaryomycetaceae.
AUGUUGAAACAUAAAGCCAACCCUCACAAUUUCGAACUACCGAGCCUACCUCCGGAAAGUCCCAUCAAAAGAACAACCGACUCUGGUAUCAUCCACCAAGACCAAUUUACUAGAAAGAAUUUGAAAUCAGUGCUUCAUUUGAUAACGCAAGAGCUAAAAAAGAGAGGCACCAAGACUCCACAUAUCUUUCUACCCUUUAGAUCAAGGAUUAAAGAUUACAAAUUGAAUGAAUUGCUACUACAGCUUGCGCCACAGGGAGAAUUGAUUCAAGAUGUCUCCAAAUGUAAGGAGAUUUUCUCGACAACAGAUGAGUUUACGCUUAUGUGUUGCCUCAAAUACUUUUGGGCAAGAUUGCCAAAUAGUGAAAUCAUCGGACAAGACGUUUACCGUGAGUUCAAGCGGAAAGAGGCGGAGCAACAUUUUCCCAAAAAUGCAUUUUUAACCAUCAUGCCAAAAUGUUUAUCAUCGCCUGCUCAUGCAUCUAUUGUUUACGAUUUUCUUGAUUUGAUCUUGAACAUAACGUCAAAUGCUCCAUAUAAUAACUUAAGUGGGAGGAAAAUUAGCAAAAUGGCUGGUAUAUGGGCAUUCAAUCCGGAAAAGCCGCUCUCCACCUCCAUAUUCUCAGACGAUAGCAUCGAAACAGAACAUGACUUUGUGGAAGGUAUCAACAAUUGGAAAAAGACGACGGAUGCAAUGUUUCAUUUGGUGUUGGCUUUUCUACGAGCAAUGUUGCCCGAAAAUAAUGCUGAAACGUUAAAGUUACCCAAAACUUUGCAAAGUUUGCUUGUUACAUCACAAUACCCACCAUCUUCUGAAAAGGAAAGCUCCAAGAGUAUUACUAUACCCUGUGUGUGUGUCACUACCACAAAACCAUCCUCCACUGCAUACGAUUUGAUCAGCAAAGUACGACAAAGCUUGACAUUUGACAAACGAGAUAUGUUUUCUAAAGAGAAUUACACUAUAUUGAAGAAUGUGUUUGAAAAGAAAAGCACUAGUGAGAUUGUUGACGUACUCACGGGGGAGUCCAGAAGGAUAAUCGAGCGGAUCACUGAGGAUGAAAUUGACAAUAAGUUCAACUUGAAGCCAGGAUGGGCAGAGCCAAAUAUAAGUGCAAAGCUUUCGAAAAAAGAUGUGCCUCUGAUAACACGCAUUGCUGUGAAAGAUGUAUCGAUCCAGGACUAUUAUAUUUGGGCUUGGUUAUCCUCACUUGCUAGCGAACAACCACCACUGAUCAAGAAAAUAUUUGGUAGAUCAAUUGUGGUUGAGGUGGAGGUUUUGGGAUUUCAGAAAUGGAUAGUUGUUACGGAAAAGACAAUGGAUGAUGAUGCAUAUUACCGUGAGCGCAAGCUCAUGCAGAAGGAGACGGUGCGUAAAAAGGAUGAAAAUACGCCAUUGCCACCUAUACCUGGUCAAAAGGUUUCUCAAGCAACUGAUACGAAGCUGUUACCGUUACCUCCCACUCCCUCGGAGCCCUCUACUAAUGGAGAAGCGAGUCUGGGUCGAGAUGUUUCACCCGAACCAGUGUUACCGCAAGAACUUAUCGACGUGUACGAGCAAUUCGAGCAGCUGUUUGGUGAUGACGAAAUUGUUUUCCCCAACUCUGUUGAUGCGGGUGAAUUGAUGCGACGUGAACAAAUGGGUGCUUCCAAUGAUGCUGAGCUUGACAUGAGUGAUGUUUCUUCGAGAUUUACAAAGGUCACAGUGGGUGAUAUGUAUGCUGGGAGUAAAAGUACAACACCAUCUAGGAAAGCACCUCCCGAAUUAGAAAGAGACGUGUCUCCAACUCAUCAAUUGAAACAGUCCUCGCACAUUGCAAUUCCAGGGCUGUACGAGGUUCCAUCUGAAACUGAUAAUCGAGAUUCGAAGCAACUGGUCGAGGUGAACAUGAAUCCGGAUCAGAAUUUGGCUACUGAGUCCCCCACAUAUCAAGUCAAGAGUAUGUUGAUCAGCACCGAUGUAGAUGCCAAAGAGGAGAAAAAGAAGAAGAAGAAGAAGGAGAGAAAGUUACAGAAACAAGCAGAAGCCGCUCAGCUAGCUGCGGCUCAAGCAGCUGGAUUCUCAACCAUUCUACCACUCGAUUUACCUCCUCCCGAUAUGGGUUCGCGGGAUUUGUUAGCUCCGCCAGGAUUAAAUGAAACCACAGAUCAGCCUCCAGUACGUCUAACACCACUACUACCAAACAAGGACGCAUUUUUGGACAGUGUUGGUUCUCCUAAUGGUGUGGGUAAAAAUAAACCAUUGCCUGUACCUGAAAACGAGUUAAGAGCUAGUGGUGAUCACAAUGGUAUGGAAUCAAAUAAUGACAUAAAGUCAUCUCCAAUGCCGAUGCAAACCGAUGGUCAUCAUGAUGUUAACUCGCCUAUUUUGGAUAGAGGUACAUCUUUGCAUGUACACGAUCAAACAGUGGCAAACGAGUAUUUGCCAAAGGCUAUUCCGUCAUAUGUUGACAAUGCUCAAGUUCAAAUUGCCUCUCAACAAAUGACUUCAGAGGAAGCUACUAGAAGGAGUUCACCAUUUUCCAAGCACACUACACCAUCGCCAAUGGCUUCUCGCUCCCCUGUAAAUGAUUACAACAAUGGCACUGUGCAUCGAGGAAGUGCGCCACAUUCUCAUGAACGCAUGCUGGCUCCGAACAGCGUGAGUUCACAAGGUGGACACAGUGAUAAGUCCGAUAUGGUAUACAUGAACAAACCCACUCCAGUGAGCUACCACCAUGAUGUAUCUCCUGCACCUUCGCUGCAUCUGACGCAACUGAGAUCACCAAUUCCGCCCCAGCAAACACAGCAACAAAGGUAUUAUGAUUUGGAUGGUGUGUCUAGAGUUUCGAAUAGAAGUCAGCUGCCAAUGCAGCAUUCACUGGAGCAAAGGCAUCAUAUGAUGCACCAGCAGCCAUUGCAGCAUCCACAACACUCACAACCGCCACCACCAGCACUGUAUCUUAUGUACCAGCAGCCAAUGCAACAGCCAAUGCAACAGCCAAUGCAACAGCCAAUGCAACAGCCAAUGCAACAGCCAAUGCAACAGCCAAUGCAACAGCCAAUGCAACAGCCAAUGCAACAGCCAAUGCCACAGCCAAUGCAACAGCCAAUGCAUCAACAAUCCAUGGUUCAGCAACCAAUGUCACAACCAAUGUCACAACCUAUGUACCAGCAGCCUAUGUUACAACCUAUGUACACGCAACUAAUGCGCCCUCAACUGCCAUCCCAAAAGCCACCACAUAUGCUGCAACACUCCUAUGCACAACCUAUGCACCAGUCUUAUCCUCCGGCUGGGUAUCAACCUCCACAUCAGCAUCGCCCAAUGAAAGCAAUGCCUGGUUGGCAGCAACAACCUUUGCCUGGACCUGCACCCGGUGGCCCAAGUCAUUAUCUGUCUGCGCCUACUUCGAUGAACAUGGUCCCAGUUGGUGUCAAGCACAACAAAAAUAAGGCAGCCAAUAAAGCCAAUUUACGACAUGCAUUGAUUGAUGGUAAUUAUGGAAUUUAG